AACACUCCUCCAUCCCAAAACCCUAGCUAAUAAGUACAGUACCACCACCACCACCACCACCACCACCUCCUCAUACUAAGCCAUGGCAACCAAGUCCACGGCCUCCGCCGCCGCCCUCUUCCUCGCCCUCACCCUUGCCUUCUUCGCGGCCGCCACCGCAUGCGGCUGCGGCUGCAGCUCGUGCCCGAGCCCAACGCCGAAGCCACCGAAGCCGCCGAGCCCGACUCCGAAGCCACCGAGCCCUCCAGGGGGCGGCGGCAAGUGCCCCAUCGACGCGCUGAAGCUCGGCGUGUGCGCCAACGUGCUCAACGGCCUGAUCAACAUCGAGCUCGGCCAGCCGCCGAAGAAGCCCUGCUGCACCCUCAUCCAGGGCCUCGCCGACCUCGAGGCCGCCAUCUGCCUCUGCACGGCUCUUAAAGCAAACAUUCUGGGGAUCAACCUCAACGUCCCUAUCGAUCUCAGCUUGCUCAUCAACUACUGCGGCAAAACGGUCCCCGACGGGUUCCAGUGCCCUUAAAAGAAUGAAAAAAUGCAUAUUAUAUAUCAGAUGCGUCUUACUCAGACACACUCUUAACCACUAUCAAACAACACAGUAAGACACAUCUGAUAGAAUUUGUUGAAGCAAGAAAAGAUAUAUUCUACCAUGCAAAUAUAUUUACAUAUAUAACUAUGGUUUCUAGAACGUACUAGAUAAAUAAAGUACGUGUGCCGUACGUGGGGACUGUGUUCCAUAUUAUGUGCAUGGUCUCGUUGUAUGCAUGGUGUUAUUACGUACGUUCCAUAACGUUGUAACACGCGUUUAUGGAUUGUCUCCUCUUUUAGUUACAAGUAACUGUUCUUGUUUUGAAAGUGAUGCGACGUUUUUAUAUGUAGUACGUGUGAAAUUUGUACCUAAGAUAUGCUUUGCAAGUAUUUGCAUUGUAUAAAUAAAGAUAUUUCUUUCUUAAUUA
Molecule: messenger RNA, 950 nt
Organism: Ananas comosus (pineapple)
Lineage: Eukaryota; Viridiplantae; Streptophyta; Magnoliopsida; Poales; Bromeliaceae
Product: lipid transfer protein EARLI 1-like
Exons: 1
Coding region: 83-517 (144 amino acids)
Source: RefSeq, a predicted model, not a curated record